UCCUAGAGGAGCACUAGUAACCGGAACACUGUUCCAAACUAAAAUCCUCAAUAUUGUGAGAAGUUCAUUUGGAAUGCAGUGAGAUGGGCGUCCUGGUAAAUAUUCCAAGCAACAUUUUGCCUCCUCUUCCCUCUGGCCGCGGCCGGUGUGCGGUUUCUGCAAAUCUUGGGUCCGCAACUCCACCUAUAAAUUUGCCAGAUGGGGUCUCGCGCUCUUCCUUUGAGCUUCCAUCUGGGCUUCGAAUGGAGGUUCUCUCUUGUCCACCCUCUUCUUCUUCUCCGGCAACCCAAAGCAAAAUUGCUCCAGUAGUUUUUGUUCACGGGAGCUACCAUGCUGCGUGGUGCUGGGCUGUGCAUUGGCUCCCCCAUUUCUCUCAAGCUGGGCACCAUUGUUUCGCAUUGAGUCUUCUCGGCCAGGGAGAGAGUGAUCCGCCAGCUGAUCGAGUGCCACAGACUUUGGAGCUUCAUGCAAGCGAUGUUGCAAACUUCAUCGAGAGCAAGCUUCAUGGCAUUCCUCCAGUGCUCGUAGGGCAUUCAUUCGGAGGAUUGAUCGUGCAAUAUUAUCUUCAUUGUCUUGAGAGAUACCCGAUGCUAGCUUCCGCUGUUCUAGCAUGCUCGGUUCCUCCAACAGGGAAUACUGCUGUGGUGAUGCGUUUCUUGAAGUCCAAGCCUCUUGCUUCCAUAAAAGUUACUUGGAGCUUGGCUGCGAAAGGCUUUGCGAGGUCUCUUCCACUUUGCAGAGAAACAUUCUUCUCGCCGGACAUAAACCAUUCAGAGCUUGCAAGAUACCAGGCUUUGAUGAGGAACAGCUCCACUGUUCCUCUCUUUGACCUCCGCAAACUAAAUGCAUCACUGCCGAUCGGCCCGCCAUCUCCGUCGUCACCACCUGUUCUUGUCAUUGGCUCCGAGAACGACUUCAUCCUGGACGAGCAAGCAGUGCGCGAGACAGGGGCCUUCUUCAAUGCCAAAGAGCACAUCAUCUCAAGCAUUGCUCACGACAUAAUGCUGGACACGCAGUGGAGAAAAGCAGCCGAUGUUGUUCUAGACUGGCUCAGACAUGGAAACAUUCAAGGCUGAAGAGACCAAGAAAAAAAAGCGAAGAAAAGUUUGUCAUGCCAAUGCCAAAGGCAAUAAAAUUUUGUUCGUUCUUGAUUGAUUGA
Messenger RNA from Selaginella moellendorffii, 1159 nucleotides. RefSeq lists its product as uncharacterized. Lineage: Eukaryota; Viridiplantae; Streptophyta; Lycopodiopsida; Selaginellales; Selaginellaceae. Bases 84 to 1076 code for a protein of 330 amino acids. The transcript has 8 exons. The record is from RefSeq and is a predicted model, not a curated record.